Messenger RNA from Talpa occidentalis (Iberian mole), 1201 nucleotides. RefSeq lists its product as uncharacterized. The transcript has 4 exons. Bases 1 to 651 code for a protein of 216 amino acids. Lineage: Eukaryota; Metazoa; Chordata; Mammalia; Eulipotyphla; Talpidae. The record is from RefSeq and is a predicted model, not a curated record.
AUGAAAUGUGAGAAGAAUCUGGGGAGCAUUACUCGUGGACAGGGAUAUUCUGAUGGCCUCGGCUCUGUCAAAGAUGGUUGUUCAGACCUUCCUGGUGGUCUUGCAGGAACUGGCACAGCAUGCUCUUCCUUGGCAUUUCCAAUUGCACUGAUUCUGACCUUUAUUAACCAAAUUGAUGAGAACGACUUUUCCACAAUUGUCUUCAAGCAUCCUGGUUGCAACCUUCACUUUGAGGCUGUAUUCGUCUUCCUGAAACACUUGAGUGAGAACCCACCUGCAGAACUAAAGGUACAGAGACAGACUUUUCAAAGAAUCCUUGAGAGUUCAAGUUCAUGCAAAGGAGUCUGGUUGGUUGAAUGGCUGCUGCAUAAGGAACAACCUGGCAAUGACCGAGGACAGACAACAUACUGCAGCAGAACAGACAGCAUACUGCAGCAGCUCACAGGAGGGAGAGGUUUCAUCCAGCAAGAAGGACCAAAACAAGAUUCCAUAAAAGCAAUAAAAUACGAAUCAAGUCUUGAAGGAGAGGUAACAUUUGGAUACAGAGAGGGAAGAGAACAGCCUGAGUUGAGGCUGGGAGCAACAUGGGAAACAUCUGUUGGGCUGGCUCGCCUAGAACACACCACCAGUGAAGGUCGAGGUGGGGAAUGAGCCUGGGGCGAGACUCAGGUGGCUCCAAUAAUUAGAACUCCUGCCCUUGCCAAGCCCUUUGUAAUUUAUGAAGCUCUUUCCCGGGAAUUGUCAUUCAACCUUCACAGUGACUCUGAUUUAGAUAUUUCGUAUAAAGAAACUAGAGCUCAAAGUCUGAAGUAACUCACCAAAGGUUACUUAGUGGCAAAAGUUGUUUUCAAGUGGGCAAACUACAGAGUACUUUGCAUGAGAAGGCACUAAAAAUACCAUAAAUAUGUGCCAAUCGGCCCCCAGUUGCCUGAGGCUAAUUUUUAAAGUUUGUUCUCUUCCGUAGUUUUAACAUUCCCCUUGAGUAAAUAAUUUUCCAAUAUUAAUUUGCAUUAUAAGUCAUUUCUUCAGGUUACAUUUCUUCAGGUAAUUUCCAGGUUAAACUUCAGCUUUGAACCUCUUAGAAUUAUCAAAUUCUGAAUUAUUGGCAGGUGAGUUCAAUGUAUUCCUUUAAACCAGAUCAUACGUGCCAGUGUUUCCAGACUUAAAAUUUUCAGGCUCUUUUUACCCUGUUUUGUGAGGA